Molecule: messenger RNA, 1165 nt
Organism: Hemibagrus wyckioides
Lineage: Eukaryota; Metazoa; Chordata; Actinopteri; Siluriformes; Bagridae
Gene: ube2v2
Product: ubiquitin-conjugating enzyme E2 variant 2
Exons: 4
Coding region: 117-554 (145 amino acids)
Biological process (GO): DNA damage tolerance; protein K63-linked ubiquitination
Cellular component (GO): nucleus
Source: RefSeq, a predicted model, not a curated record
UUUUUUUCAGUCACGCCCCCACCCCCUUGCCUUUAAUGCAGUGGCGGUGACGUGGGCGGUCACGUGACGCGGCGUGACGUCACGCCGCCGUGCGCUUCUGGAUUUGGCUGAAGAAGAUGGCGGCCUCCUCAGGAGUUAAAGUUCCACGCAAUUUUCGUUUGUUGGAGGAGCUGGAAGAAGGCCAGAAGGGGGUCGGGGAUGGCACGGUCAGCUGGGGCCUGGAGGACGACGAGGACAUGACCUUAACACGAUGGACGGGAAUGAUCAUCGGACCUGCACGAACUAAUUACGAAAACAGGAUAUACAGCCUGAAAGUGGAGUGCGGCCCUAAGUAUCCUGAAGCACCACCGACUGUUAGAUUUGUUACAAAAAUUAGCAUGAACGGAAUAAAUAAUUCCAACGGGAUGGUGGAUGCACGUAGCAUACCAAUUCUAGCAAAAUGGCAAAAUUCUUAUAGCAUUAAAGUCGUUCUUCAAGAGCUACGGCGUCUAAUGAUGUCCAAAGAGAAUAUGAAGCUUCCUCAACCGCCCGAAGGACAGACGUACAGCAAUUAAUUGUAAAUGAUUGUUUUUCGACCAUCUGUCUUAAAAAAAAAAAAAAAAAAAAACAAACACACACAAAAAAAAAUUACCCCACCUUACUCUAUUAGUCUCAUGUCAUCAGAGAUAGAGAAAGAAAAAAAUUUUGUUCACUCUGCACAGACCUCACCGCCGAUUUUGGGGAAAAAAACAAAUAGUUUAGCUCCUCUAAGAAGAAGAGAAAGCGCGAGUCAGCGCCUGGAAUUCUACUAAGAUUAUCGAGCGCACAACACUUCUUUCCUCCUCCAGUAACGUUAUGUCGAGCUUUAUCGUUUCUGAAUCUUUCCUUUUUUUUUCCCCACAAAAAAAGCAGAAUGGAAGUUUAACAUAAUCCGGCGGUGAAAGGAAAGAAAAACAACAAAAAAAGACGCUUGUAUGAUAUGACAGCAUGAUUAGUACGGAGGAAGGAAAAAAAAAAACAAACAAAAACCAUCAGCGUUCUGAAUGAUAGAAGCCUUCGUGACGAUUCUAACAGUGUGCCUGUAGUCUAGUUGUAGUAUCACAAACGGAAGGGAGUGGCUGGUUUUUCUUUUCUUUUCUUUUUUUUUUGUUUUAAUUAUUAUUUUUAAUAAAAUAAAAAAAUAAAA